CUCCUCGAGCGUCUCUCGCUCACGUGCGCGCCACUGUCAAUCAAUCCGGCGCGUCAUGAGUCUCAUUCACAGGUGAUAUCUAUUAGCCUACCUCAUCUUCGGUCAGGUGUCGCGUCCGUGGACCAUCAAGCCGUAAACCCCCUUACCGUGAGAGAUAUUUCUUGAAGCGGCUUUGGCGAGUUGCAGUGGGCUUUGCAGAUGCCAUGUUGGAGCAGUAAGCUAACCAUGGCGGAAAAUCAUAUGGAGUACGGCUACCUGGAGGGCGAGUCCAUGGGGGAGCAUUUCGCCGAGGACCCGGAGCUGGCCGCCAUCAAGGCCAGGGUUCAGGAGCUGGAGAUGGAAGAAGAGACGGAGAGACUGAAGGAGGAGGAGGAUAGGUGUGAUGCAGCGGAGAUGCAGCUCCUGACGAGCUCCCCCCGACCCGGACCUUUCUACAAUAUGACCCCCGAGGAGAGGAUAGAUGCAGACAAUAGAUCGGUCUAUGUAGGAAAUGUAGAUUAUGGAGCUACGGCAGACGAGCUAGAGAUCCAUUUCAAUGGCUGUGGUCCUGUCAACAGAGUUACCAUCCUGUGUGACAGGUUCUCAGGCCAUCCUAAAGGGUUUGCAUACAUUGAGUUCUCUGAUCGAGACUCGGUGCACAGUGCCAUUGGUUUGCAUGAGACCUUGUUUAGAGGGAGAGUCCUCAAGGUAAUGCCCAAGAGGACCAACAUGCCAGGCAUCAGCACCACAGACAGGGGAGGACACCGCGGCGGCCAAUCCAGAGGCGGCAGAGGCAGAGGUGGUUUCCGUCCACCACGAUACCAGAGCAGCUCUCGAGGCAGGUUCAGGUACCAAUCGACCAGGCCGCAACAUCAAACGCCCCACCCUUACUACGGAGGCCCCUCAGUGGGAAAGAGACAGUGGGGACACAUGGACUACCACGAACAGGUGCCUAAACGUUAUCCGUGUCUUCUUCUCAUCACCCCACCGUCAGAGGAGUUGGGGGCAGGGUCAAGUGGACAGCACUACCCUCAACAGCGUUAGCUCCACCCACAACAACUAAAGAAGAGUGGGUUAAAAAGAACUGACGGUUUUAAAGUGUUCCCAGGCAUUACUGAGUUAAGCAUCAUGUGAGAGAAGCAAGAAGGAUCGAUGAAAUGACUUCUUUUUUUUUUUUUUUUUAAUUUGCAUCCCUGCAUCAAUCGUUCCAAGUCUGUGAGAUGUGAAAAAGAAGUCUGGGGUCAGCGGUGUUGCAUUACAAGCUUCUGUGAAUGCAUGGGACAAUCCUAAAUUGCAUCUCUAACUGAUUUUACAAACUGAUGCGAAUGUAUUGUGAUUUGCCUGCUAUGUCACGUAUAAAUCCUCCCUAUUGUAUAACUUAUAAGUUCUUUGCUAUGUAAGUGAAUGAAUAAAUAAAACAAUUGAUCUGUUAAGUUAACACACGCAGGAGGUUGGAACAACAUUGCAGAUUUAUUUCAUAGGCAUUUCUGUAAGCAAGACAAAAUGUAAACAAAAAUUUCAAUAGGGGGUUUUCUGUACAGGGGGGGGUUCAGAAGAAGUGAUGAAAUGGGACUCAGCCGGUUUGAACCAUCAUUCCAGAUACGAUGCCAUCAAAGGCUCUGCAGAAGAAUUGGUAAAAAAAAAAAGAUUAAAUGCAUCGAAAGAUCACAAAAAUAUCAGUAAAAUCUCUUAGGGAAUAAUUCAUUUGAGGCAUAAACCUACUUUGACUGAAUGGAGUCGCCAGGAUUGUGGAAUGGGUUGCACAUUACAUCUGUGAAAGAGUUGUGUAAUUUUCUGAACAUCUGCAGUAAAAAAAUAAAGUUAAUUCUUUACAAAGUU
Labrus bergylta (ballan wrasse) is the source of this 1818-nucleotide messenger RNA. It is a transcript of the gene pabpn1l, whose product is annotated as PABPN1 like, cytoplasmic. Gene Ontology annotation, molecular function: poly(A) binding. Lineage: Eukaryota; Metazoa; Chordata; Actinopteri; Labriformes; Labridae. The record is from RefSeq and is a predicted model, not a curated record. Gene Ontology annotation, cellular component: nucleus.